Molecule: messenger RNA, 1440 nt
Organism: Vigna umbellata (rice bean)
Lineage: Eukaryota; Viridiplantae; Streptophyta; Magnoliopsida; Fabales; Fabaceae
Gene: WRKY23
Product: WRKY DNA-binding protein 23
Biological process (GO): regulation of DNA-templated transcription
Molecular function (GO): DNA-binding transcription factor activity; sequence-specific DNA binding
Source: RefSeq, a predicted model, not a curated record
UAGAAUCCAUAUAUAACGUGUUUGAUUCCGUUGGAGAAGGAGGUAGCGUAACCCCGUUCACACACAGAAACAGAAACACGCCCACAAUGAAUCAAUGAAAGGCUACGUAUGAAAACGUCGACCAUGCAUUGAAUGCCACCGGCUGCCACGUAGUCCGUACCACCCACUAACCUACAAUUGCCGGUGGCCUCUUUGGUGUCACUGUUUUUGGCUUUAACCAUGGAACAUAUGUAUGUAUGUAUUCAUAUUCAUUCAUUACUACUUGCUUGUUUCGCUUCCAACUCAUUUCCACAAUCACCUCUCACUUUCUUCCAACCCACAAAGCCGCGCUAUCUAUCUAUAUCUAUCUAUCUUUCUUUCUUUCUUUCUUUCUCUCUUCUUUCAUCCACCUAACCAGAUCGAUCGACCCCAUCAUAUAUUUAUCGUAUCUAUCUCACUGCUCUUGUAGCUGUUUGAAUGAAGGAUUUCAGAUUGGGCAUUUGAGAGAUAAGUAUAUAUAUGGAUAAUAAUAAGGAGAUGAUGAUGAUGAUGAUGAUGAUGGGUGUGAAGAAGGAGGAGGAUUAUUCCAUAGGGUCAUCGUCCUUCCAUUGCAAUUAUCCAUUCCUUGAUUUCUCUGAUGACAAGGGCUCUUUAGGGUUUAUGGAGUUGCUGGGUGUGCAAGAAUACAGUCCUCUGCUUGAUUUGCCUUUAGGGUCCAACAUGGAAGUGCGUCAAACCUCUGAUCAUAAGGAACCACCUCAGACUAAGAAAGAUUGGCCCGAGGUAACCAACCAGCAACCUGCGACUCCGAACUCGUCAUCCAUUUCCUCCGCGUCCAGUGAGGCUCUCAACGAUGAACAAAAGAAUAGAACUGUAGACCAAACACAUGAUGAGCACAAAAAGACAAAGGAACAGUUGAAGGCUAAGAAGACAAAUCAGAAGAGACAGAGAGAACCGAGAUUCGCGUUCAUGACGAAAAGCGAGGUGGAUCAUCUGGAAGAUGGGUACAGAUGGAGAAAGUACGGUCAAAAAGCUGUGAAAAACAGCCCCUUUCCCAGGAGCUACUAUCGUUGCACCAGUGUUUCGUGUAAUGUGAAGAAACGCGUAGAGCGAUCUUUUAGCGACCCAAGCAUUGUGGUGACAACCUACGAAGGUCAACACAUUCAUCCAAGCCCGGUUAUGGGUCGCUCCAACAACUUUGGUUCGCUAAUGUCUGGAUCUGAGAACUACAUGUCCCAAUAUUAUCAGCAGCACCAUCAACAACAGCUCCAUGUCGAUGCAUUGUCUUCUCUGGGUUUCCUCUCUCCAAAGAAUGUCACAUUUCCUCAACAGACAGCGUUGUUGAGUGACUAUGGCCGUCUUCAAGAUGUUGUUCCUUCACAACAAAUGUUCAAACAAGACUAGAUGACAAUUCCAUUGCUGUUACUAUGUGAUUUCUUAUUAUUACUUUUUGUAGGAGAG